AUGGAGAUAUCGGCAACGCUCGGCGAAUUUAUCAACAGUUUCAAUGGUAAUUUCAUGGGGAGCGGCGUCGUUUGCGUCAAUAACGUGUGUUACAGCGGAAGCGGUGGCCCGUUCCUUUUUGCCGGCAUGGGAUGCAGCGUUAUCAACAAUAAAAUCUACAAGGAUGGUGUGUAUCUGCGCGACAUGAACGCAGCAGACUAUGAGAAGCUGCGAAUGUACGAGCAAGCUGUUCAAUACUGGACACAGGAUUUGCAGGACAGCAUACAAAGAAGUUUCCCAUGGGACCCGCGAAAUCCACAACACGUUAAUUUUCCUUGGAAUAUGAUGAGUAGAGUACGUCGCCAUGCAAAGCGCGAAAAGAUGCAGCGUAGAUCGAAACGAUUUUUACCGUUCCCAGCAGUGCCAUAUUUCUGUUAA
Gongylonema pulchrum is the source of this 417-nucleotide messenger RNA. The record is from the annotation of a GenBank genome assembly. Lineage: Eukaryota; Metazoa; Nematoda; Chromadorea; Rhabditida; Gongylonematidae.